CAAAAUCAAUCUCGCUAAUCAGUUGCACUACUCCCUGCUCUCUUCCCUAGGGUUUCGUAUACGCCGGCGCUUCCCUUUCGAUUCCUGGUUCUUGGAUACUUGAUCUCUGAAGCGAACAACGAUCUCAAUUUUCCAGUUUCUUGUCGUAAUCCAUCCGAUAUGGCAAUGGAAGUCACACAGAUACUAUUGAAUGCACAAUCAGUUGAUAGCUCUGUUCGCAAGCAAGCAGAAGACAACUUGAAGCAAUUUCAAGAACAGAAUCUUCCUGUAUUUUUGUUAUCUCUCUCUGGGGAAUUGGCUAACAAUGACAAGCCUGUUGACAGCCGGAAGUUAGCUGGAUUGAUACUUAAAAAUGCACUAGAUGCCAAGGAGCAACACAGGAAAAAUGAGUUGACACAAAGAUGGUUGAGUUUAGAUAUGGCUAUGAAGGCCCAGAUCAAAGGGUGUCUGAUGCAGACUCUCUCUUCUCCUGUCCCUGAUGCGAGAUCCACUGCAUCACAGGUUAUUGCCAAGAUUGCAGGCAUUGAACUUCCCCACAAUCAGUGGCCGGAACUUAUAACUUCUCUGUUGUCAAAUAUGCCCCAGCAUCAGCCUCAUGUGAAGCAGGCAACAUUGGAAACUCUUGGUUAUAUAUGUGAGGAAGUAUCUCCAGAUGUGGUUGAACAGGACCAAGUGAAUGCAAUACUAACGGCAGUUGUCCAGGGUAUGAAUGCGUCUGAAGGGAACUCUGAUGUAAGGUUGGCUGCUACAAGAGCAUUGUACAAUGCACUGGGAUUUGCCCAUGCAAACUUUUCAAAUGACAUGGAACGUGAUUUCAUCAUGAGAGUUGUUUGUGAAGCAACUUUAUCCGCUGACCUGAAGAUACGACAGGCAGCAUUUGAGUGUUUGGUUGCCAUCUCAUCCACUUACUAUGAGAAGCUUGCAGCGUACAUGCAGGACAUAUUCAGUAUCACAGCAAAAGCAGUAAGAGAAGAUGAGGAACCUGUUGCUCUGCAGGCAAUAGAGUUUUGGAGUUCAAUCUGUGAUGAAGAGAUUGACAUCUUAGAUGAGUAUGGUACUGAUUUUUCAGCUGACUCAGAGGUUCCCUGCUUUUACUUUAUUAAGCAGGCGCUGCCUGCUUUGGUCCCUAUGCUGUUGGAGACACUACUGAAGCAGGAAGAAGACCAAGAUCAGGAUGAAGGGGCUUGGAAUAUUGCAAUGGCUGGUGGAACAUGUUUGGGGUUGGUUGCACGUACUGUGGGAGAUGACAUAGUCCCUCUUGUGAUGCCUUUUAUAGAAGAAAACAUAACAAAACCAGAUUGGAGGCAAAGAGAGGCAGCGACUUACGCUUUUGGUUCUAUUUUGGAGGGUCCGUCACCUGACAAGCUCAUUCCUAUUGUCAAUGUAGCACUGAACUUCAUGCUCAGUGCUUUAGUACAGGACCCAAAUAACCAUGUCAAGGAUACAACAGCAUGGACUCUAGGAAGAAUCUUUGAAUUCCUUCAUGGGUCUAUUGUUGAAACACCUAUAAUAACCCAGGAGAACUGUCAACAGAUACUAUCUGUUCUACUUCAGAGCAUGAAAGAUGUUCCUAAUGUAGCAGAGAAGGCUUGUGGAGCUCUCUUUUUCCUUGCUCAAGGUUAUGAGGAUGUGGGUUCCUCGUCCUCCCCAUUGUCCCCUUUCUUUAAUGACAUAAUUCAUAGUCUCCUCACUGUGACUCACAGAGAAGAUGCUGGAGAAUCCCGCCUUCGAACAGCUGCUUACGAAACAUUGAAUGAAGUUGUCCGAUGUUCCACUGAUGAGACAGCUGCCACAGUAGUGCAAUUGGCGCCAUUGAUUAUGACGGAGCUCCUUCGAACUCUUGAAGGGCAGAAAAUUUCGUCUGAGGAGAGGGAGAAGCAGAAUGAGCUGCAAGGUCUUCUUUGUGGUUGCUUGCAGGUCAUUAUCCAAAAGCUAGGAGCAACAGAGUCGACAAAGUACGCUGUUAUGCAGUAUGCAGAUCAGAUAAUGGAAUUGUUUCUGAGGGUUUUUGCUUCCCGAAAUGCCACUGUGCAUGAAGAAGCCAUGCUCGCUAUUGGUGCUUUAGCAUAUGCUACCGGGCCAAAUUUUGCAAAGUACAUGCAAGGGUUUUAUCCGUAUCUGGAGGUGGGCCUUCAGAAUUUUGAGGAGUAUCAAGUCUGUGCCACCACUGUUGGUGUUGUGGGAGAUCUAUGCAGGGCAUUGGAGGAAAAGAUACUGCCUUUCUGUGACAGCAUUAUGACACAGCUCCUUAAGGAUCUUUCCAGCAAUCAGUUGCACCGUUCUGUUAAGCCCCCUAUUUUCUCAUGCUUCGGUGAUAUAGCAUUGGCUAUAGGGGAGAACUUUGAGAAGUACUUGAUAUAUGCCAUGCCUAUGCUCCAGAGUGCGGCAGAGUUAUCAGUACAUGUUGCGGCUGCAGAUGAUGAAAUGAUAGAGUACACCAAUCAGCUGAGGAAUGGAAUCUUGGAAGCAUACUCUGGAAUAUUUCAAGGGUUUAAGAGCUCUCCAAAGACUCAGCUGUUGUUGUCAUAUGCCCCUCACAUCCUUCAGUUCUUAGAUAGCUUGUAUAGGCAGAAGGACAUGGAUGAGGCUGUCAUGAAGACCGCAAUAGGAGUACUGGGAGACUUGGCCGAUACUCUCGGGAGUAAUGCUGGUCCCUUGAUAAACCAAGCUGUUUCGAGCAAAGGUUUUUUGGAAGAAUGCUUGUCAUCAGAUGAUCCUUUGAUCAAAGAGUCUGCUGAGUGGGCUAAGCUGGCCAUCGCCCGUGCUGUUUCUGUUUGAUGAUUGUUCAUGGUGCAUUUGAAGUCUCGGUCUGCAUUUGCAUAUGAGUUUUGUCAGUCUGGUCAGCAAUUGCAUUCAUGCGUCAGUCCUCAUCUGUCUCACAAAAAGAUCACCCUCAUCUUUUUGAUUGGAGACAUCAAGUUGCUAACCCAUGCAUCAGCACCAUGGAGUCGAAUUCCUCUUUUUCGAUGGAGUGGGACAGUGAAAACUCACCUCAACUAACCUUGUAAGCUGGCGAAUAGCCUCCUUUGAAUCGAAUCAGAGGGAACUUUAUUCAUAUCAAGGGGAACAGCCCAAGGCCGCUUUGCCUCAGCAGCUCUGCUUGCUGCAUGAUAACCCCACUGGUCCAUCUUCUCAACAGCAAGCAAUUUAAUAUCGGCCAUGAUUCUUUCUUUGUGAGCUAGGCCACAUACUUUUUCUUGCAUCAUUUUUAUCUAUGUUAAUUUUAUGUCAUUCGCAUUGUCAUUAUUCCACCCAUCAUGUUGAUUUCUGCUGCACCUUUACACUUUCCCAUCUGUAUAAUUUGAGCAAGACAGUUCACAUUGCUUCCAUUUCUGCAUUUCAAUGUAGUCAAAGUGCUUGAAUUCAUGCAUUAUAUAUGUUAAUUAUAAGUUUGAGGCU
Messenger RNA from Dioscorea cayenensis subsp. rotundata (Guinea yam), 3399 nucleotides. RefSeq names its product importin subunit beta-1-like. Gene Ontology annotation, cellular component: nucleus; cytoplasm. NCBI's taxonomy places the organism in Eukaryota, Viridiplantae, Streptophyta, Magnoliopsida, Dioscoreales, Dioscoreaceae. Bases 160 to 2778 code for a protein of 872 amino acids. Gene Ontology annotation, biological process: protein import into nucleus. The record is from RefSeq and is a predicted model, not a curated record. The transcript is spliced from 3 exons. Gene Ontology annotation, molecular function: nuclear import signal receptor activity; small GTPase binding.